AUGAAUAUUGUUUGCCCAGUUAAAAACCAUAGAAGCAUUAUUGAAAGAUUUUGUAUCUUCUAUAAUUGCGAUGAAACUAAACGUGUCAUGUGUGAUGAAUGCUAUUCAGAAUAACGACAUAGUAAUCAUAGAGAUUAGAAAAAAAUAAUUGAAGUAUUCGAAUUCAUUGGUGAGAAAUCAAAAGAAUGCCAAGAUAGAAUUAUUUAGAAACUUGACUAAUUAUUUAAUUAGAUAGAAUAAUCAUAUCAAGACAUAAAAAAUGGAUUGAAUUAAAAAUACCUAUUAUCAAAAUUGCAAGUUCAAGAAUAUAAUGGAGAUCAAAUCCAUGAAGUUUUAUGCCAAAUGAUAAAAAUGGAAGAGUUAUAUGAUCCCUUAAAUGUAAUAGUUAAAAAUUUUUAAACUUUAAUCUAAAAUUUAUAGGAAUUUGAAGAUGCAUUAAAUCUUCCUUCUUUAAAUUAUAUUCAAUGUAGUAAAGAGAGCUAGCAGUAAUCAGAUAAAUAUUUUGAAAAAGGUAAUUAAUUUAUAUGAAUUAUAGGUUAUUAAUUAUUUAAUAGGGAUGAAUUUUAAUAAGCAAUACAAAUUUUAGAUGAAUCACUUAAAUAUAAUGAAAAAAAUAUUUUAUCUUUGUGGUGCAGAUGUAAUUAUAAAUCUAUUUAGCCACUUGCUUAAGUUUUUUGAAUGAUUAAAAUGAUGCAAUUAAAUGGAUAGAUAAAGCAUUAUACAUCGAUCCAAAUCAUGUUGAUUCUUUAUAUAGAAAAUGUAUAAAUAUUAAAUAGAUAUAGCUGAAUGUUUAAGUUUAUUAGGAAAACAUGAGGAAGCACUAAAAACUGUUGAAAUAGCAUUGUCUAUUGAUUCUUAAAACACUGAUGAUUAUACAGAAAAGGUAAUUUUCAAAUUUAAUCAAUAGCUGAAUGUCUAAGUUUAUUAGGUAAACAAAAGGAAUCACUCUAAAUUUUAGAAUUACUUUUAUUUUAACAUCCAAAAAAUUUAGAUUUUUUGUGGAGAAAAGGUAGUAGUGUAUAUUAUUUAUUAGCUGAAUGUUUAAGCCUGUUAGGAGAAUAAAAAGAAGCUAUUAAAUUGGUAGAUCAGGUUUUGGCAAUAAACCCUAAUCAUAUUAAUUCAUUAUCUAGAAGAGGUUUAGUUAUUUAAAAUUUUUAGCGUAGUGUUUAUUGUUAUAAGGUUAAUAAAUUGAAGCCUUAUUAUGGAUAGAAAAAGGAUUAAAAAUAGAUCCUGAACAUAUAAAUUUAUUGUAUAUUGGAGGUAAUCGGAUAAUAUUAAUAAAGCUAAAUGUUUGAAUUUAUUAGGCAGAUAGAGAGAAGCAAUCAAAAUGAUAGAUAAAUUACUCUAAAAAACUCUUCUCAUAUUGAUGGAUUAAUAAUAAAAUGUAUAAAAUGAAGCUAACGGUUAUAUAGGUGAUUGCUUAGUNUUACAAUUAAAAGAAUAAAAUAAUUAUAAAAUUUUUAUACCUAUAAGCGAAUGAUGAAUAUUGUUUGCCCAGUUAAAAACCAUAGAAGCAUUAUUGAAAGAUUUUGUAUCUUCUAUAAUUGCGAUGAAACUAAACGUGUCAUGUGUGAUGAAUGCUAUUCAGAAUAACGACAUAGUAAUCAUAGAGAUUAGAAAAAAAUAAUUGAAGUAUUCGAAUUCAUUGGUGAGAAAUCAAAAGAAUGCCAAGAUAGAAUUAUUUAGAAACUUGACUAAUUAUUUAAUUAGAUAGAAUAAUCAUAUCAAGACAUAAAAAAUGGAUUGAAUUAAAAAUACCUAUUAUCAAAAUUGCAAGUUCAAGAAUAUAAUGGAGAUCAAAUCCAUGAAGUUUUAUGCCAAAUGAUAAAAAUGGAAGAGUUAUAUGAUCCCUUAAAUGUAAUAGUUAAAAAUUUUUAAACUUUAAUCUAAAAUUUAUAGGAAUUUGAAGAUGCAUUAAAUCUUCCUUCUUUAAAUUAUAUUCAAUGUAGUAAAGAGAGCUAGCAGUAAUCAGAUAAAUAUUUUGAAAAAGGUAAUUAAUUUAUAUGAAUUAUAGGUUAUUAAUUAUUUAAUAGGGAUGAAUUUUAAUAAGCAAUACAAAUUUUAGAUGAAUCACUUAAAUAUAAUGAAAAAAAUAUUUUAUCUUUGUGGUGCAGAUGUAAUUAUAAAUCUAUUUAGCCACUUGCUUAAGUUUUUUGAAUGAUUAAAAUGAUGCAAUUAAAUGGAUAGAUAAAGCAUUAUACAUCGAUCCAAAUCAUGUUGAUUCUUUAUAUAGAAAAUGUAUAAAUAUUAAAUAGAUAUAGCUGAAUGUUUAAGUUUAUUAGGAAAACAUGAGGAAGCACUAAAAACUGUUGAAAUAGCAUUGUCUAUUGAUUCUUAAAACACUGAUGAUUAUACAGAAAAGGUAAUUUUCAAAUUUAAUCAAUAGCUGAAUGUCUAAGUUUAUUAGGUAAACAAAAGGAAUCACUCUAAAUUUUAGAAUUACUUUUAUUUUAACAUCCAAAAAAUUUAGAUUUUUUGUGGAGAAAAGGUAGUAGUGUAUAUUAUUUAUUAGCUGAAUGUUUAAGCCUGUUAGGAGAAUAAAAAGAAGCUAUUAAAUUGGUAGAUCAGGUUUUGGCAAUAAACCCUAAUCAUAUUAAUUCAUUAUCUAGAAGAGGUUUAGUUAUUUAAAAUUUUUAGCGUAGUGUUUAUUGUUAUAAGGUUAAUAAAUUGAAGCCUUAUUAUGGAUAGAAAAAGGAUUAAAAAUAGAUCCUGAACAUAUAAAUUUAUUGUAUAUUGGAGGUAAUCGGAUAAUAUUAAUAAAGCUAAAUGUUUGAAUUUAUUAGGCAGAUAGAGAGAAGCAAUCAAAAUGAUAGAUAAAUUACUCUAAAAAACUCUUCUCAUAUUGAUGGAUUAAUAAUAAAAUGUAUAAAAUGAAGCUAACGGUUAUAUAGGUGAUUGCUUAGUUAAACAAGGCAAUAAGUAAGAAGCUUUAAAUUUGAUUGAUGAGACUUUAAAUAGUAAUCCAAAUAAUUUUGAUUUACUCUUCAAAAAAGGCAUAUAAAUUUAAUAUUUUAUAGCUGAAAUUUUAGUAAUUUCAGGGCAAUAACUCCAAGCUUUAAUUUGGAUAAAUAAAGCUUUAAUUUUGAAC
This is a messenger RNA of Paramecium sonneborni, 3088 nucleotides long. The record is from the annotation of a GenBank genome assembly. NCBI's taxonomy places the organism in Eukaryota, Ciliophora, Oligohymenophorea, Peniculida, Parameciidae.